Messenger RNA from Sardina pilchardus (European sardine), 651 nucleotides. Its product is annotated as RING finger domain-containing protein. Gene Ontology annotation, molecular function: ubiquitin protein ligase activity. NCBI's taxonomy places the organism in Eukaryota, Metazoa, Chordata, Actinopteri, Clupeiformes, Clupeidae. Gene Ontology annotation, biological process: protein ubiquitination. The transcript has a single exon. Bases 1 to 651 code for a protein of 216 amino acids. The record is from RefSeq and is a predicted model, not a curated record.
AUGUCGGAGGCACCAGGGGUCAUCCAGACCCCGGGGCUCCCCGGCGAGACUCAUGCCCAGGAGCAGGCCCCCGUGCAGGGCGAUGCCUCCGAGGUGGAGUGCCCCAUAUGCUACCAGGAGUACAACCAGUGUGGCAAGUGCCCCCGGAUGCUGGAGUGCCUGCACGUCUUCUGCACCGAGUGCCUGCAGCAGAUCCAGCUGUCCUCCUCGCCGUGCCCGACGGUGGCGGCGGCGGAGCCGGACGCCUCCCCGUCGAUUUCCUGCCCGCUGUGCCGCCACCAGACCCCCCUGCGGGCGGGCGACAACGCCCUCUCCUUGCCCGCCAACGCGCGCAUCCUGGCCCGCCUGCCGCCCGUGUCCUUCUGCGUGACGCAGCGGGUGGUGGUGUCGCUGGACGCCCAGCGCGACGCCCGCUUCAUCAUCCUGCCCACGGUCAGCCUGCGGGUCGAGCAGAUGACCGAGGAAGAGGAGAGGACGAGGAGGGCCGGGGAGGUGGGGCAGAUGCGCGUGGCCAGCGGGCAGCAACGCCGGACGCUGCUCUGUGUCCAGAUGCUGGCCGUGGUCUUCUGGGUCGUGUUCGUGCUGACCUGUGUGAUCGCCGUGGUGUUCGGACCCAACAUUUUCCACAUACGACAGUCAGGAGGAAAGUAG